Molecule: messenger RNA, 339 nt
Organism: Racocetra persica
Lineage: Eukaryota; Fungi; Glomeromycota; Glomeromycetes; Diversisporales; Gigasporaceae
Source: the annotation of a GenBank genome assembly
GACCAAUUAUAUAUGCAAAAGAUCAAACUAAAAUUGCUGAAAUGAUUAAAGUAGAUCGUCGACAUGCUCGAUUUGUUGGAUACAUACAAAUGCAACAAACUUCUAUUCUUUAUUCAAUGACAAUUGAUGAACUUCAACAAAAAUUAAAAACUCUGAAAAAAGCAACUUAUAUUAUAGUCUUUGCGAUUUUAGCAGUUAUACCAGGAAUAUCACCACUCAUAAUUACAAUACUUCCAUCUGAUCAAAAAAAAACUUUACCAAAUAUAAUCAAACAAAACAAUUUAGUUGUUAAAUAUUUAAAUUGCGUUGAUGCAAAAUUAGUUGGAUUAUAUUUUGAUG